Lodderomyces pseudojiufengensis is the source of this 714-nucleotide messenger RNA. RefSeq lists its product as uncharacterized. Lineage: Eukaryota; Fungi; Ascomycota; Pichiomycetes; Serinales; Debaryomycetaceae. The coding region runs from base 1 to 714 and encodes 237 amino acids. The transcript has a single exon. The record is from RefSeq and is a predicted model, not a curated record.
AUGUCACUCAAUAUACGUAAAAAUGAUAUAUACUAUAUGCUAGAACAUAACUUGGACUUAAAAUUGGGUCCAGUUGUUAUUCCAGCUUCAACUUUAGCUAUCAACAUAAAGAUAUUCAUAAACAAUCACAAACUUAUCGAGGACGAUUCAAAUACAGAUUUAAUUCAAUUAAUUUCAUCCAAAUUCCAAAAGUUUUGGACCCUAUGUGACUAUUCAACUACCGAAGAAGUGCUGAGAGAUUCACAACAUUCAUUUUCGAUCAUUUGCAAAGAAGAAUUAUUCAGAGACUAUAAUAGAUGUAUUACUUUAUCAUCAAUAGACAUUUCGAUUUAUGCAUUAACUAAUUCCACUGAUUUGAUGCUUGAUGAAUUACUAUUGGAUUUCAAUUAUUUGCUAACAUCCUGGUAUAUCUCAAUUGAACAAAUAUAUCCUUUUGUAUUUUCAAUCAAUGGUAGGAAAUUUAUUAAACUAAAUUUACACUGGCACAAACGAAUGAUGUUAGAAGUGUUGGGUUCAAAUACUUUCAUUGAUAUAAGCAGGUUUAUAUUACCAUUAAUUGGAAUAACGAAAUCAACAUUUAUAACUUUGAGUUUAUUGAAAGAUUCAAAAUCUUACCCUUCAAUUCUUGCCGAAUCAAAUCUAAAUACCAGGAAAAGCACUAGCAUUAUAAAAUCAUUUCCAUUACAAAUAAUUGAUAUGAAUGACGUUGAUUGA